GGAUGCGUGCGGACAUCAAUUGUGACAAACGGAUGAUCUUGGGUUUGGUCUCCUUUGGAUGGUGCACGGCUAUAGCGAGCGCCCUUGCCGUGGUGUACGGGAUGUACGGGGUGUACAACGGGACCGUCCUGUCCUACUCAGCCAACAUGGUCUUCAUGACUGUUCACCGAACGGUCUGGGCCAUGGCGGUGGGUUGGAUGGUAGUCGCCUGUCACCAUGGAUUUGGAGGGAUUGUCAACACUGUCCUAUCCUGGAACUUUUGGAUACCCCUUAGCCGUCUGACGUACUCCGCCUACCUGAUACACCCCAUCGUGAUCUUCCUGACCUACCACACUGCCGAGGCUACCCUACAUCUAACCACAUUGAACAUGAUUCACUUCUUUCUUGGCCAUCUGGUGCUCUCGUAUGGACUGUCCGUGCUAGUAUUUGUGUCCGUGGAGCUCCCAACAAUGAGUCUGAUGAAGAUAGCCACUAGCACUGGACACAGUGACCAAACCAACCAACCCCGCUCUUCAGAUUACAAAAGACUACCAUGAAGAUAUAA
Messenger RNA from Branchiostoma floridae (Florida lancelet), 544 nucleotides. Its product is annotated as O-acyltransferase like protein-like. The record is from RefSeq and is a predicted model, not a curated record. The transcript has 4 exons. Bases 3 to 536 code for a protein of 177 amino acids. Lineage: Eukaryota; Metazoa; Chordata; Leptocardii; Amphioxiformes; Branchiostomatidae.